Molecule: messenger RNA, 2271 nt
Organism: Humulus lupulus (European hop)
Lineage: Eukaryota; Viridiplantae; Streptophyta; Magnoliopsida; Rosales; Cannabaceae
Product: LRR receptor-like serine/threonine-protein kinase GSO1
Exons: 4
Coding region: 1-2271 (756 amino acids)
Molecular function (GO): protein binding
Source: RefSeq, a predicted model, not a curated record
AUGUGUGUAAAGCAAGUGUUUUCAAGAAACUCCAUUGAAGAUAGCUGGAGGUUUCUGUGGAAGCUCCUGGUUCAAGCCGUAGUUGCUGAAGGAGUUCAGCUGGGUCUUGAAGGUGUAGAUCCGAAGAUUACUUCCUCAUCAAAACCACAAGCAGAGGCUCUGAUAAGAUGGAAGAACAGCUUGGUGUUGAAACCAUCUUCUCUGAAUUCAUGGUCCAGCAACAACAUCAACAAUCUUUGCAACUGGACUAGUGUUGUUUGCGAUGGCUCCACCAGAGAAAUCUCACAAAUAAACCUCUCCAACUUGUACCUUAAUGGUUCACUAGACCAGUUCAACUUCUCUCUGUUCCACAACAUCACCGUAUUCAACCUCAACAACAACAAUAUCGCUGGUUUUAUACCACCCUCCAUUGGUAAUCUCACCAAGCUCACAUUGUUGGAUUUGAGUGACAAUCAUAUUGAAGGAGAAAUACCAGUGGAGAUGAGCCAAUUGUCAGAGCUUCAAUAUCUUAGUCUGUUCAACAAUUCUCUCAAGGGUACGAUCCCUUACCAGCUUAGCAAUCUAAAAAAGGUACGACACUUAUCCCUUGGAGCAAACUCUUUGGAGACUUUUGAGUGGUCUAAAUUUUCAAGCAUGCCUUUGUUGACCUACCUUGAUCUUUCUUUGAAUAACUUUAAUUCAUUAUUCCCAGAUUUCAUAUUAAAGUGUAGGAACUUGACCUUCCUAGACAUGUCCCAAAACAAUUGGAAUGGCUCAAUUCCAAAAUCUUUAUUCUCCAAUCUACCGUUACUUAAAACGUUGGAUCUUUCUAAGAACCAUCUAACGGGUCCAAUUCCAACUUCUCUGUGUAACCUCAAAAAUCUCAUAUUUUUUUCUGUAAACACCAACCAACUAUCAGGAAAGUUGCCAAUUAACAUUUCUAGUCUCAGUAACUUGGAGAAAUUAUCUCUUUUCGCCAAUAAUUUCACUAGUUCAAUUCCUUCAGAGAUUGGAAAUUUGAAGAAACUUAAAAUUUUGGUUCUUUCCAGGAACCAUCUCAAGGGUCCAAUUCCAACUUCUUUAUGGACCCUAAAAAACCUCAUCUUGGUGCAACUUUUCCAAAACAAUUUGGUUGGAACCAUACCACCAGAGAUCGAAAAUCUAGAACUCCUCAUAACUUUUGAUGUAAGCACCAACCAACUAUUAGGAGAGUUGCCCGUUAACAUUUCUAGGCUGAGUAACUUGGAGAAGUUAUAUGUUAACGUCAAUAAUUUCACUGGCUCAAUUCCUUCAGAGAUUGGAAACUUGAAGAAACUUCAAAUAUUGGAACUUUCUGAAAACCAUCUCACGGGUCCAAUUCCAAAUUCUCUAUUGAACCUCAAAGACCUCACCUAUUUUGCUGUAGACACCAACCAACUAUCAGGGGUGUUGCCGGUUAACAUGUCUAAACUCAAUAACUUGGAGGAGUUAUAUGUUAACAUCAAUAAUUUCACUGGCUCAAUUCCUUCAGAGAGUGGAAACUUGAAGAAACUUAAAAUAUUGGAACUUUCUGAAAACCAUCUCACAGGUCCAAUUCCAAAUGCUCUGCUGAACCUCAAAGACCUCACCUAUUUUGCUGUAGACACCAACCAACUAUCAGGAGAGUUGCCCGUUAACAUUUCUAAGCUCAGUAGCUUGGAGAAGUUAUAUGUUUACGCCAAUAAUUUCACUGGAUCAAUUCCUUCAAAGAUUGGAAACUUGAAGAAACUUCAAAUAUUGGAACUUUCUGAAAACCAUCUCACGGGUCCAAUUCCAAAUUCUCUAUUGAACGUCAAAGACCUCACCUAUUUUGCUGUAGACACCAACCAACUAUCAGGGGUGUUUCCGGUUAACAUGUCUAAACUUAGUAGCUUGGAGGAGUUAUAUGUUAACAUCAAUAAUUUCACUGGCUCAAUUCCUUCAGAGAUUGGAAACUGGAAGAAACUUAAAAUAUUGGAACUUUCUGAAAACCAUCUCACAGGUCCAAUUCCAAAUGCUCUGCUGAACCUCAAAGACCUCACCUAUUUUGCUGUAGACACCAACCAACUAUCAGGAGAGUUGCCCGUUAACAUUUCUAGACUGAGUAACUUGGAGGAGUUAUAUGUUUACGCCAAUAAUUUCACUGGAUCAAUUCCUUCAAAGAUUGGAAACUUGAAGAAACUUAAAGUGUUGGAUGUCAGCAUCAAUCAACUCUCAGGAGAGUUGCCGAAAACUUAUCAUACAACAACUUCUUUGGAGAGUUGCCUCAAGAAUUGUGUAGAGGGUUUAAUCUAG